Messenger RNA from Scutellospora calospora, 698 nucleotides. The record is from the annotation of a GenBank genome assembly. Lineage: Eukaryota; Fungi; Glomeromycota; Glomeromycetes; Diversisporales; Gigasporaceae.
AUUUCACAUGCCAUUAAAAAAUAUGUUCGACUUGGAUUUGAUAUAGAAACUGGUCAAGAUAUUGAAAAUGCAAUUCAGGGAAUUCGAGGAACUUCUGUAUCAAAUUUACAACCUAAUCGUGAUAGAGGAAGUGGAAGCAAUACACUACCUGGAAACUCUAAUUGGUUUGAAUGGCAAUGGCCAAUUGAUGGAGAGUUUGAAGGUUGUAUACUAGCACGGUCUAUUCCAAAUAUUAGUGAUUGGACAGUAUUUACCCAAACGCAAUUGAACAAGUUGCAAAAAUCAGCCCAUUAUCUUAUUCUGGAUAAACAUAUCGAAGAUAUUAUUUUAGAUAACAAAGAACCAGUUCAAUCAGAAAAAACAGCUACAUUUGUCACUACUCAAACAUCUGUUGCUCCUAACAUUACUAAUAGCAAACUUAAAUUACCUAAUUUUUCAUCAAUCUUUGCAACGGCUAUUAAUAUUUUUCGUACCUUAAAAAAUCUGCAUCCUAGCACGAAGAUCAAUAGAGGGAAUAAAUGCAAUAAAGCUAAUCGAUUAUCAAAGGAAAACCUAGUAAAGCAAUUACAUUCAAGAUGUGUGGAAAUUAAUGGAAAAGAAAAUAAAUAUGAGUUAGUAGAAAAAUUAGAAUCAAAUUUAAUGAUGAACACGCAUACAAUUGAAGUAUUCCCAGAUAUGACGAAUAUUAAAACCCAACU